AUGUUCUUUCAGUUCGAACUACCCGCGGCUCCACACGCGAACCAGAACGGCGUCAGACAGCAACGUCAGAAUCCAGUGUUGCCAGCAGAGCCUAGAGCUCGCCCAGUUAAUAAUCGACCCGUGGAUGUACCAAAUGCGAAUCAAGCGAUCCGCAGAGAACAACCACUGGUUGAGACACCGAUUCUUCGUGCAGACCCGCCAGGACUUAGAGCACCACCUACCGUGCCACCAUAUGUACCCGCGGGAACAACGAACCAAGCCAAAGCCAGUGCAGCGAAGAACAGAGCCCCUACCAAUUACAUGAGAAGACCACCUCCUCGUCCACUGACGGAGGAUCCGGGAUCCCAACCAUGUUCCAGCUCACAAAUCGCACCAGCUACGGCAGAGUCGGCAAGCUCGAGUGCACAAGCAGCCAGUUCCUCGACAAUCAAUAUUGAUAACAUGUUCAACCCAGAGACUUACGCGUCAAUGGGUCCGUGGUCGAACGAAAUGGAGCGCAGAAGUACAGUUCCACUGAGAACCAAUUUUGCAAGUGUACCCGCGGGAAUUGAGUCACAAGAAGCCCACUCUCAGGAUAAUACUCUAAUUGAGGCUUCUCAAAUACAGCCAGCCAACAACAUGCAGAUGAUUCAACCCAUGAGCCACCACAGCUCGAAUUCUGCCCACAAAGAGGGAUCAGAAUCUCAAAGUCGUGGCAACUCGAGAGAAUCCGCGGUUGGAAGACCCAGUUCGCAAAACUCAUGGCGAACAGCCAGUCCUCAGGACCAGCUGGAAGCUAAUCUCGAAAGAGAGAUCCAAGCGAACGCAAUCUUCCACUGUCACGAACAUCUACGUGUUGAUGGGACACCAAUGAGACCGGCAUUCCAGCACAGAGCUUUCCAAACGAUCCUCGACUUAGCACCAGUUGAGAGAACCGCGGCACAAAUCAUACGUAUCCAAACACUCCAAUUCAUCAUCACAGCUCAGAAAGAUGAGAGAAUGGAGGUAUACCACUAUCAAAAUCCGCGGCUGAUCAAAGACUACCUGGACAUGCUCAUACGUCUUGGAGAAGCGCUGUCAACCACCGACAUCAUGGUUGUCAAGCUGGAGAAACGCCACAAAACCAACAUCAUCCAAAAGCGAAGAGCAGGCACGGACAUCUUUCCCGUACCGUCGUUCGAUCUGUGGACGCACACUCACGUAGCCAACGCGAUGGAGUUUAUCCUAGGAACCGGAGAAGUCGGGGUCGUAGAGCGUAUCUACAACUUCAACGCUCGAGAGCCACGUCUAUGGUUCGAGCUCGAUCACCCAAUAGACAUCGACCUCCCGGCAGAACUCCAAAGAGCCCGUGAGCAGCAGAUACUACAAACAGUUCGACCGACCGAGAGAUACCACCCGCGGACACUAGCCCAGUUGGAAGCAACAUCCAGACUCCCCAUCCCCUUGGACAUCGGUGCAAUCCACAUUCAAAUCGAGUGGAUGACACUGUACCUUUCGGGAACGUCGCUAGUUGAUCAGAACCAUGUCCCAGAAUACAAAAUCAUGGCAUACGCAGAGAUGCUCAGAGCCAUCCUGGAGCUCCUCAUCUAUCUACGCCAAGAAUUCCACUUCGAUCCAGCAGUCCGUUUUAUCGACUGCGGAGAAGAAUUAGGUGUCAUGGCGGCCCGCGGACACAACAUUGUUGCCCCCACUCUGAGACUCUUCGCAUACAGAGAUGUGGUCCAGGUGAAAGCAUACCUUCAAAUCGUCUGGAGCUCAUUGAUCGAAGCCCAUCAAGACAAACCAGAGGAAUGCGAAUGCAUCACCACCCCAGAGUGA
Molecule: messenger RNA, 1797 nt
Organism: Caenorhabditis remanei
Lineage: Eukaryota; Metazoa; Nematoda; Chromadorea; Rhabditida; Rhabditidae
Exons: 5
Coding region: 1-1797 (598 amino acids)
Source: RefSeq, a predicted model, not a curated record